AUGGACGCGCCUCUUCCUGACUACUACCGAACGCUAGGUGUCACCCCGACCGCGUCGGCCGCCGAGACUAAGGAAUCCUACAAGCGGCGCUCGCUCAAGACGCAUCCGGAUCGUUUCCCCAACGCCACCCCUGCCGAGCGUCAACGCUACACGCAAAAGUUCCAGACGCUCGCCGACGCCUACUACGUGCUCUCGGACACGGAUCGACGACGCGAGUACGACCAGCUGCGCAACUCGCGCCCUUCGACCGACUCUUUCUUCUCCGGCGGUGGUGACGCAUCGUACGACGAGGACGACGAGGAAGCGACCGAAUUCAGCGAAAAGGAGCAGAAGUACUCGGCAAACUUUUUCGAGAGCUUUUUCCCUGGUGCCUUCAAGCAGGAGGAAGAGCAGGACGACUCGAACGGCACCCAGACCAACGAGGACCGCCGUCGCAGAGCCGGAAGCAGUCAGCCACAGGCAGACGGCAUCUUUGCCAACGUCUUUGAGGAGCUGCUCCGACCUGAAGUGCACCGCGUCGCUCCGUUCUGGAAGUGGGUAGGCGGCGCAUCGGGCACUGCACUAGGCUUCAUCGUAGGCAACAUUCCGGGUGCGCUUGCCGGUGCGUUUGCAGGAAGCCAACUCGGAAGGAUCCGAGACGCAAAGGGCAAGAGCGUCGCCGAGGUGUUUAUGUCCUUGGGCUCCGCACAGAGGGCCGAGGUGUUAACCAAUCUGCUCCAGCGCGUGCUCAACCAGCAGACUCGAUCUGGUUCGGGAGCUGUUCCGCAAUGA
Sporisorium graminicola is the source of this 771-nucleotide messenger RNA. RefSeq lists its product as uncharacterized. The record is from RefSeq and is a predicted model, not a curated record. The coding region runs from base 1 to 771 and encodes 256 amino acids. Lineage: Eukaryota; Fungi; Basidiomycota; Ustilaginomycetes; Ustilaginales; Ustilaginaceae. The transcript has a single exon. Gene Ontology annotation, cellular component: cytoplasm; nucleus. Gene Ontology annotation, molecular function: protein folding chaperone; protein-folding chaperone binding.